Oenanthe melanoleuca is the source of this 1997-nucleotide messenger RNA. RefSeq names its product cytochrome c oxidase subunit 7B, mitochondrial. Gene Ontology annotation, biological process: mitochondrial electron transport, cytochrome c to oxygen. The transcript is spliced from 3 exons. Lineage: Eukaryota; Metazoa; Chordata; Aves; Passeriformes; Muscicapidae. The record is from RefSeq and is a predicted model, not a curated record. The coding region runs from base 1637 to 1873 and encodes 78 amino acids.
GAGGGGAGAGCGGGCCCUGAGGGGAAGACCCCAGGACAUGGUGGCGGCGAUUGCUGCAUCACAAAUCCCUUACGGUUCGAAGGGAUCUCUGGAGAUCAUCCGAGACAGGGACUCCCGGAGCAGGUGACAGUGUUACCCACUGAGAUACCGGAUUCGUUACCUGAUGUGCAGCAAGCCAGUAAUUACACACUCAGAAAGAGAUUGAUUUAUAUUAGAGUUGUGCUAGCCUUGGGUGCGCAGUGCUGUUCCACGAAUCAAGCACGCCAACUCUCAAAAUAUUUUACUGUUUUUACGUUUUAAAUAGAAAUUUGUGUUCACUACAUACAAGUAAUGUAGUUCUCGUGUUAAUUAGUAUUCUAUUUUCUAUUGUUUAGUUCUCUUUGCUUCUCAUACUAAUUAGAGCACAUGCUCUUUCUCUUCUUUUCGGCCGGUGGUCGUGACCUGCCGCUGCUGGAAUUACCUUUCACCAGUUGGAAGUGAUUUCAGCCUAGUUACUGGGUCGGCUUUGCUAGUUUAUUCUUUAUUGUGGGAGUUCUGCAAGAUGUCCUUGUGGGCCAUAAAUUCUGCAUUCUUUGUGUCUGCUAUCAGUGGCACAUCCUCCUUCCCAAGCUUUGUUAACCUCCUCCUAAGCUAAAAUAAUUGAAACAUGGUAAGCCCUAAACCUUAACAAGGCAGUUCUACCAAAAAGUAUUUUUCCCCAUUAUCUGGACAUCACUUAGAGCUUGAUACCUGCUGUUUCAUGGACUAAAUCUCCUUCCUUGUUGAUUAGGCUAGAAAGUAUGCAAAGAUCAAACAUCAAAGAACAUCCUUUCUUAAGAAAAUUUUACAUAAUCCACAUUUUGAACAACACAAAUGCUUGGAGAUGGGUUUUGAAUAUCUCUAAAGACAGGAGUUUCACAUCUUGCCUUAGGCAGCUGUUUCAGUGCUCUGCCACCCUCAGUGUAAUGAAGUUCUCCCUCUUGCUUCGGAUACAUGCUUCAUGGUACAUACACACGCUAUAAAUUGCUGGGUCAAAUAUUGUUAAAAUUGCUGUUACAAAUAUUGUUAAAAACCAGUUGGAGAGGGGAAUGCCUCAGCAGGUGAGUAGUGCAUUAAGGCUCUGAUGCAGAAUCGCCAGGGAGAGAGAGGAGGAUUUACUCACCCUUCAGGUUUUAUUUUAAAAUUAUUUCGGAUCUCUAUUAGCACUAAAAUCCCAGACUUUUUAACUCAGCGCUUUCGGAAAAAUGAGACGGGUGAAAAAAAAGUGGUGUCAGAAGUGGGAUUCGAACCCACGCCUCCAUACGGAGACCAGAACACCCAAACCCGCCGCGGGAAGGCGCGGAACGCCUUGAGUCUGGCGCCUUAGACCACUCGGCCAUCCUGACACUGCGUUCGCAGCUCUGACCGGGACAGAUUUAGCGCUGUCGUCAGAGCCGUACCCGUUGCUCUCCGUUCCUCGGUCCCUCACGGGGACUGUCUGUACUCGGGAGGUGCGGGAGCGCAGCCAGGGAAUCACCAGCUCGGCUCGUCCCGGCCGCGGAGCUCCGCCGCAGCGAGGAGGAGCCCGCCGUUACCCACAGGCCCCCGCCGCGCCGCCACUUCCGCCGCGACCAUUUUGUUCUUCACCGGCGUCAAGGGUACGCGCUGGGCUCUCGUCAUGUUCCCGCUGGCCAGGACCGCGCAGAGCCUCGUCGCUCGUGGCAUCCAGCACACUGCAGUCAGACAAGCUCAUCGCAAGCACGAGCCGACCUUCCACGAUAAAUUUGGAACCAUGAUUCUCCUUGGUGGAGCCAGCAUGUUCUCUGCUGUCUGGGGCUAUGUGCUCACACAGCUUAAUGUGGAGUGGGGCUUUUCACCUGUUGGCAGAAUCACUCCAAGCGAAUGGAGGGAGUAACAGCCUCUGCUUCUAAUGAACUGGUCUAAAGUUUCACUGAGAAAAUGGUUGUGUAAUUGUAUUUGUUCCUGAUUACCACUUGGACAGUGGCAUUCCUGGUCUAAUAAACAAACCUAGAAACCUG